AUGCUGAAAUCCGAUCUGCAUACAACAAACCCCGGUUUUCAUUCAGGCAAAUACAAGGAGACGAGCAAGUCCAACUCGGAUUCGAAGUCCGACACAUCGGACGAGGCGGUGAAGACGCAGCAGCCACCGAAGAAGUCCAUGCUGCAGAAGCUCGUCGGUGUCUUCAAGAAGAAGCCGGCCGCCGGGCAGUUGGCGAACGACGACUCCAAGACGUUCAAGAAGCCGGCGGAGGUGGAAACGGAGCAUGUGGAGGCGCAGGAGGGGAAGGAGAUCGAGAAGAUGGGAGAGCGCAUCAAGGAAGUGGAAAAGAAGGACCACGAUAAGAAGGAGGAGGAGGAUGAGAAGGACGAGUGCGACGAA
This is a messenger RNA of Mesorhabditis spiculigera, 360 nucleotides long. Lineage: Eukaryota; Metazoa; Nematoda; Chromadorea; Rhabditida; Rhabditidae. The record is from the annotation of a GenBank genome assembly.